Molecule: messenger RNA, 3115 nt
Organism: Dendronephthya gigantea
Lineage: Eukaryota; Metazoa; Cnidaria; Anthozoa; Malacalcyonacea; Nephtheidae
Product: fibrillin-1-like
Exons: 26
Molecular function (GO): calcium ion binding
Source: RefSeq, a predicted model, not a curated record
ACAUGGGCUAUGAGGGCAAUGGUUACAACUGUACAGAUGUUGAUGAAUGCGCACUUGGGAAUCACACCUGUCACAGUCAGGCAACGUGCAGUAAUACCAAUGGGUCGUUCACUUGUACCUGCAAGGAAGGCUAUACAGGAAAUGGAACCACGUGUGAAGAUGUUGAUGAAUGCACACUUGGGAAUCACACCUGUCACAGUCAAGCAACGUGCAGUAAUACCAAUGGGUCGUUCAAUUGUACCUGCAAUGUAGGUUAUACAGGAAAUGGAACCACGUGUGAAGACAUAAACGAAUGCGUUGGAGCAUCGCGAAAAUGUUCAGGUGCAGGUCAAAAAUGUGUCAACUACCCUGGAGCAUUCCUUUGUUAUUGUAAUAGUCCAGGAGAGCAAAUUAUUGAUGGAGAAUGUACUGAUAUUGAGGCCUCUGUCGAAGGUCGAUUUGUGAUUAUAAAUUACGUCUACAUCCCUGCUUAUAAUAAUACGCAAAGUUUGGAGUACUUUCAAAUUAUUCAACGGUUAAAAAAGGAGCUUACGUCUCUCUACACGGGAACAGCGAAGCUACGUUCUACCUUUCAGGCAGUCAUCAUUGUACGACUAUUCCCAGGAUCUGUUGGUUUUGAUUACGUUGCAGCAUUCAAUGAUUCCGCUGGAAUAAGCAAUGAAAAUAUUCAAGAAGAGUUAGUCAAGUCAAUGAAUGUAACGCAGAACGGCACAUUUCUUGGAGCAGAUUUCCAAAUCAGCGAGAGCACAAAUCUCACUGAAGUAAUAAGGCAAUUUAGUGUGCAAGAUUAUGACGAGUGCAAUCCACAGAAUAGUAUCCAUACUACUGACUGUGGCAACAACGCGUUAUGUAUAAACACAUACACAAGUUAUAAAUGUAUUUGUCUUCCUGGAUAUGAAAAAAAUAACACAGGCUGUACUGAUGUUGAUGAAUGCGCAAUUGGGAAGGACAACUGUGACAAUCAAGCAACGUGUAAAAACACCAAUGGGUCGUUCUCUUGUACCUGCAAUGAAGGGUAUACAGGAAACGGAACUAUGUGCGAAGAUGUUGACGAAUGCACACUUGGAACUCAUAAUUGCGACAGUAAGGCAACGUGCAGUAAUACCACCGGUUCUUUCAUUUGUACCUGCAACGACGGUUAUACAGGAAAUGGUACUACAUGCGAAAAUGUUGACGAAUGCACAGUUGGGACUCACAAUUGCCACAGUCAGGCAACGUGCAAUGAUACCACUGGGUCGUUCAAUUGUACCUGCAAUAAAGGUUACACAGGAAAUGGAACCAUGUGUGAAGAUGUUGAUGAAUGCGUACUUGACACUGACAACUGUGACAAUCUAGCAACGUGUAAAAACACCAAUGGGUCGUUCACUUGUACCUGCAAUGAAGGGUAUACAGGAAACGGAACUACGUGCGAAGAUGUUGACGAAUGCACACUUGGGACUCAUAAUUGCGACAGUAAGGCAACGUGCAGUAAUACCACCGGUUCGUUCAUUUGUACCUGUAACGACGGUUAUACAGGAAAUGGUACUACAUGCGAAGAUGUUGACGAAUGCACAGUUGGGACUCACAAUUGCCACAGUCAGGCAACGUGCAAUGAUACCACGGGGUCGUUCACUUGUACCUGCAAUGAAGGUUAUACCGGAAAUGGAAUCAUGUGUGCAGAUGUUGAUGAAUGUGCACUUGACACUGACAACUGUGACAAUCAAGCCACGUGUAAAAACACCAGUGGGUCGUUCACUUGUACCUGCAAUGAAGGGUAUACAGGAAAUGGAACUACGUGCGAAGAUGUUGACGAAUGCACACUUGGGACUCAUAAUUGCGACAGUAAAGCAAAGUGCAGUAAUACCACCGGUUCGUUCAUUUGUACCUGUAACGACGGUUAUACAGGAAAUGGUACUACAUGCGAAGAUGUUGACGAAUGCACAGUUGGGACUCACAAUUGCCACAGUCAGGCAACGUGCAAUGAUACCACGGGGUCGUUCACUUGUACCUGCAAUGAAGGUUAUACAGGAAAUGGAAUCAUGUGUGCAGAUGUUGAUGAAUGCGCACUUGACACUGACAACUGUGACAAUCAAGCAACGUGUAAAAACACCACUGGUUCGUUUACUUGUACCUGUAAUGAAGGUUAUACAGGAGAUGGUGUCACGUGCGAAGAUGUUGAUGAGUGCGCUCUUGGUAGUGACAAUUGUGACAAUCACGCAACGUGUAAAAACACCACUGGCUCGUUCACUUGUACCUGUAAUGAAGGUUAUACAGGAGAUGGAACCACGUGCAAAGAUGUUGACGAAUGCUCACUUGGGACUCAUAAUUGUCACAGUCAGGCAACUUGCAGUAAUACCACUGGGUCGUUCAAUUGUACCUGCAAUAAAGGUUAUACAGGAAAUGGAACCAUGUGUGAAGAUGUGGACGAAUGCACACUUAAAACGCAUAAUUGUCACAGCCAAGCAACGUGUAAAAACACCGCUGGUUCGUUCAAUUGUACCUGUAAUGAAGGUUAUACAGGAGAUGGAACCACGUGCAAAGAUGUUGACGAAUGCACACUUGGGACUCAUAAUUGUCACAGUCAGGCAACUUGCAGUAAUACCACUGGGUCGUUCAAUUGUACCUGCAAUAAAGGUUAUAAAGGAAAUGGAACCAUGUGUGAAGAUGUGGACGAAUGCACACUUAAUACGCAUAAUUGUCACAGCCAAGCAACGUGUAAAAACACCGCUGGCUCGUUCAAUUGUACCUGCCAUGAAGGUUUUACAGGAGAUGGAACCACGUGCAAAGAUGUUGACGAAUGCACAGUUGGGGCUCAUAAUUGUCACAGUCAGGCAACGUGCAGUAAUACCACUGGGUCGUUCAAUUGUACCUGCAAUGAAGGUUAUACAGGAAAUGGAACCAUGUGUGAAGAUGUGGACGAAUGCAUACUUAGAACGCAUAAUUGUCACAGCCAAGCAACGUGUAAAAACACCAUUGGUUGGUUCACUUGUACCUGCAAUGAAGGUUAUACAGGAAAUGGAGCUACAUGCGAAGACAUAAACGAAUGUGUUGGAGCAUCGCGAAAAUGUUCAGGUGCAGGUCAAGAAUGUUUCAACUUUCCUGGAGCAUACCGUUGUAAUUGUAUGAGUCCAAGACA